Molecule: messenger RNA, 4380 nt
Organism: Corythoichthys intestinalis (scribbled pipefish)
Lineage: Eukaryota; Metazoa; Chordata; Actinopteri; Syngnathiformes; Syngnathidae
Product: myc box-dependent-interacting protein 1-like
Exons: 19
Coding region: 233-2035 (600 amino acids)
Cellular component (GO): plasma membrane; cytoplasm; synaptic vesicle
Molecular function (GO): phospholipid binding; tau protein binding
Source: RefSeq, a predicted model, not a curated record
CCUCCCGUGUCGUGGACGCGCACACUUAGCAGCUCAAUAUUCGAGAAAUACAGCCAGCCUGGCUUUGCAUCAUCCAACUGAUACCACAUCAGCGUCUCAUAUACAUCCAACGCGUUUCUUUCUCAUCGGCACAUUGAUGCAUUUUCCUACACGUUCACCCUAGCGGUCGAGCGGUUGGAUUUUGCUCGUAUUUCCCACCCGUGCGUGUCCCGAGGCUGAUCCACGCUAUAAGAUGGCUGAGCUAAAUUUGGGGAAGGGGUUGACUGCGGGAAAAGUGGCCAGCAACGUUCAGAAGAAGCUAACCAGAGCUCAAGAGAAGGUUUUACAGAAACUUGGAAAAGCAGAUGAAACCAAAGAUGUUGCUUUUGAAGAGGGAGUCAUAAACUUCAACAAGCAAUAUGCUGAAGGGAGCAAACUCCAGCGGGACCUCAGAGCAUACCUGGAGGCUGUGAAAGCCAUGCAUGAGUCCUCGAAGAACGUACAAGCAUGCUUGGCUGACAUGUAUGAGCCCGACUGGUAUGGCAAGAAUGAAGUUGAUUCCAUCGUGGAGGAUUGCGAUGUGCUUUGGACUGACUACCAUCAGAAGUUGGUUGAUCAUGCUCUCAUUUCCAUGGAUACCUAUUUGGGACAGUUUCCUGAUAUUAAAGCUCGUAUUGCCAAGAGGGACAGAAAAUUGGUUGAUUAUGACAGUGCCAGACACAACUACGCUACCACACAUAAGACUAAGAAAAAAGAUGGUGGCAUUAAAAUCACCAAGCCGUCAUCUCUGUUGGAGAGGGCAACCCCUGGCUGGGCUCAAGGGAUUCUGUCCGCACACAAUGUUGCACAGAGUAGCUUGUCUAGAAGCCAGGCCGAGGAAGAGUUGGAGCGAGCCCAGAAGGUGUUUGAGGAGAUCAAUAUCGACUUACAGGAGGAGUUACCUUCGCUCUGGAACAGUCGUGUUGGGUUUUACGUCAGCACCUUCCAGAGUUUGGCUGGUUUUGAGGAAAAGUUUCACAAGGAAAUUAGUCGAUUGGAUCAGGAUUUAUAUGAUGUCUUGGUGAAGCUCGAACAGACAGACACAAGCAGAAAGACAGGUAACCGCAGCGCCUUAUCGUCAGGAGCAAACAGGAGUGGAAACGAUGAGCCCAACCAUACUCUCAAGCCAGGAGGACCGCCGCCAAUUCCAAAAUCCCCAUCCAAGCUCAAACCAGCAGUGCCUCCCCCACCCAAGGUGACCCCAUCCAAAGAGAUGAAAGCAGAAAAUAUCAUCAGCCUGUUUGAUUCUGCAGCAACUCCUGAUAUUAGUGUCACCUCCCCUACAGAGCCAGCAAACUGGGACUCCUGGCCAGAGGAUGGUGAUGCCCAAGAAGAGCCCACCAAGAUGCCCUAUGACCCUGUGGCGGCUGCUGCCGAAGCCUGGGGUGAUGAUGAUACGCCGCCUGCCCGCUAUGACCCAAUAGCCGCAGCCACAGAGGGCUGGGGGGACGACGGCACCCAGGCGGUUCACUAUAACGCCAACGAAAGCUGGGGUGAUGAUGGAACACAGCCUGCAUACGAGGAACCCGAGGCUGAAGCCCAGGAGACUCCGGUCGAGAACGAGAACCAGGUGGACGAGAACGCCGCAAGUCCUACCGAGGCUUCGGUUGAUGCAUGUGAAGAAGAAGCUCCUCCUUCUGCAACUAAUGAAGAGGAUCAGGGUGAGUCUGAAACAACUCCGGAAGCAGCUCCUGAAGCAGAAGGAAUGGAAGCAGCAGAGGAAACAACAACAGAUAAUACACCUGCAGAAAAUGAAGAACCCACAGCAACAAAGCCAGAGUCACCUGACAUGCCCCCUGGCUUCCUGUUUAAAGUCCAGGUGAUGCAUGAUUAUGCUGCAAACGACACGGACGAACUUGAAAUGAAAGCAGGGGACGUGGUGCUAGUAAUAACCUUUGAAAACCCAGAUGAGCAGGAUGAUGGCUGGCUGAUGGGAAUAAAUGAAAACGACUGGAAGCAGAAAAAAGAAAACAGCACCAAAGGAGUAUUCCCUGAAAACUUCACCCAGAGGCUGUGAAAAUUUUAUCAUCACGCCAAGUUAUUUCCUUCAUCCCUUUUCCUCUAUCGUCGCACUCCAUGUCCUAUUCUUGCCCUGUCUCUCUACUCGGACUUUGCCCGUAGAUGUAGAGCUGAAAUUGCAGUUCCACUACUGAGGAAUUGGAUUUCCUGCAAAAGAGGUUAUAAAAAAAAAAAAAAAAAAAGACAGCCGUUCCAAGUGGCCAAAUGUUAGUCUUAUUGUAAAAUAGUUGACUGGGCUGACCAGUGAAUCCUGACCUCAUGCAGGACAAUGCAGUUGCGCCUCCUUCUGUAACGGCUUACUGUGACUAAAUCGUUACAUUUCCAUACAAAUCAUCAAUCACAGAGUUUAUGAGAUUUUUUUUUGUUUUUGUUUUUGUUUCAUGUAGCAAGUUAUUUUUUUAAAUAUUCAGGGAGGGGAAGAUGUUAAGUUCAGGUGUCACGGAGUUCAAUAUGAGUGGUUGAUUAAUCAGACAUUAACUCACUCACUGCCUUUGGCAGUGAUAGACAUCAAAUCUAUCUGGGAUCUAUUGGGGUGGCUGGCAUCGAAUGAUCAUGUUUCAGUGCUAUCUGACAAUGAUAGAAUCCAAUCCAUCUAUCGCUGUCAAUGGCACUGAAACAUUGUUAUUUACUGCUGGAGGGCAAUGAGUUAAAAACGGACCCCGAAAGUGAACUUUAAACAUUUCACUCAAAAAAUGAAAUAUAAUCUUGAUACAACGUCCGAACCAUGGAUUUGGAUCAAGCCAGUUGUAGCGACGUGGGGAUCAGUGUUGUUUUUGGUAGCUCUUUUAAUUUUUGUUUUUGUCUUUUGGACGAAAAUACUUCUUGGUCAUACUUUCAUUUAUUAAUUUCAAAGUGUUUUCGUCUUUGUCUAGUUUUAGUCGACAAAAUCUCAUACCAAUUUCUUCUAGUUUUAGUCGACAAUUCCUCAAAAUGUUUUCGUCUGUAAAAUUAAAAAUUUUCGUCCAAAACUAAAUAAAGGUUUCCAACAACUUCAUAUGAACAUAAACAGACGAGCACAUAUUGUAGCAUCUACAUGGACAAUGCCAACUAUGUGUUGAUCAUCCACACUCAACAGGAUAAGCAAUACAUUAUUGUCAAUUAAGCCUACCUAUAAGCCACGAACUAUAUGUGAAAAAAAGUUGUCCGAACGUUUAACUUCCUCUAGACCAGGGGUAGCCAACUCGAGGGCCUCUAUCCAGGUUGUUUUCCAUGUCUCCCUCCUUUAAACACCUGAAUCAAAUGAUCAGCUCAUCAGUAAGCUCUGCAGCAGCCUGAUAACAAUCCUGAUUAUUUGAGUCAGGUGUAUUGGAGGAGGGAGACCUGGAAAACAAGCUGGAUAGGGGCCCUCGAGGACCGAUGCUGGCUACCCUUGCUCUAGACUUACUGACCAGAAAAGCCAAGGGGCUUUGCUUUAGACUGGCCGGUAUUUUAAGAGGAUGCUUGCCAUUCUGAAGCAACAUUGCAUAUUCUCUCUUGCCAAGAUAAGAAAACAAAUCUUACCAUUAUUCCAAACAAGCAAUGGAGUGCAGCCUAGCUUGAGACACAUCCUCCAGUGAGGAGGUGGAGGCACAUCACAUCUCACAUGAGUGACACAACGAAAGGUGGAGUUUGACUUUUGUGGCAGGGGGAGCAAAACAUGUUGAUGACCCCAAAACGCAGUGUCAGCAAGAAAAUUUACUUACACUAUAAAUGCUCGGUUUGUAGCCCAUGAUCGUAAAUACAAGCAUCCCAGCUGGUGGUGGUUCUGUUGUACAAUUAACAUCUUUAGUGGGGCAAAUUGAAACUCCGCUCACCUUUUUGGCGGUGCUCUUCGGCGUUUCAUGGUCCAUAUUUUCAAACCUUGGUUCUUGCUCAGUAGUUGUUGUCGCUUUUGAAACCUUAGGUUUGAAAAAAUUACGUAUAUCCAUCUUGCGUCCUCUGUUCUCCGGUGGUUUUGGCUAAGCAAAGCAAAUGACCUUCUAAGGUGCUAGUCACAAGAUCUGUUCGAAAAACAAUUUUGACCCAUUAUAAAAAUAUUUUUUUUGUUCAUUUCACUUAUUUUUGUUGUUUGUUUUAUUGCUUUACAAAUUUUAUAGACAACAUUUUACCGGCAAAGUCUUAAUUUUAAAUUCAUAUGUAGAGAAACGUCAAUUACAUGCAAUGACACUUUUUGGCCACCCGCCCCCCUUAAUCUCCGCGUAUGGACACGACCCAAACACUACUGUGAUGCAAGCUGACGUACAAUAUUAAAAUUUCACGCAUUGUGACCAUAUGAUGGAAAUGAUGUCACAUUUUCGUGUCGUAGUCUUCUCAUCUGACAAAAACUGGCAAUAGAGUCGUUAUGUUCUAGUCACAUUUUCUGCU